UUCGUGGUGCAAGAAGUGCUUUAACUAUCAGUCGGUCGUGUCGGUCAAAUAAGUCAAAGUUGAUACACUGUAAAAUAAAAAUUUAAAGUUUUUAUACCAUGGUACGUGUAGAAGGAUGUUGUUGCUGUAACCUUCGUACCGGGGGAUUGGUUAUUGGUUGGCUUUGCAUUGUGUUUUUAGUUUUAGGAUUUAUCGGCACAAUUAAGGAUAUUAUUGAUGACACAUCUAUUAAUAGAGAUUCGUUAAAUCGUAAUUCGGACGAACGUCAAAGACAUCGGAUAUUUACUUUAAUUGUUACUUCGAUUGACAUUCUUGUUAAUGGAUUACUAAUAAAUGGAAUAAUCAAAAAAAAACAAAAUAGGCUACUGCCUUGGCUUAUUGUACGUGGAAUUUCACUCCUUAUAAUAAUUCCUGCAGGAUUAUUUGUUAUAUUUUUGACAAAAUUGCUGACUUCACCGGGAAUUUUCGUAGUAACUGCAAUCUUUGGCGUGUUUAUUGGUUUGUGGAUCUGGGCGUGGAUUGUUAUAUUUUCUCUUUACCACGAAAUACGUGAUGCCAAACUAAGACCACCACAACAUAUGUCAAUGGCCACACCACAUUAUCAAAAUCAAACAAACUACCAAGGUCAAUAAUCACCAUAAUUACUUAAGAUAUAAAGCUUUUUAAGUACUUAUGAAGCAACUAGGGUAGACUAAUGUUAACUGAUUUAAAUUUAAUAUGUAUAUAAAACUACCAACAUAUGUACCCAUUUAAAUAUUAUAAGAUGUAAUUUGUACCUAAUUUAUUAGAUUCAAAUUUGUUUUUAUUUUUCGAUUCUAACUUAAACUAAACCACUAAUUUUAAUAAAAAUUUUAAAGAAACUGA
Molecule: messenger RNA, 864 nt
Organism: Eupeodes corollae
Lineage: Eukaryota; Metazoa; Arthropoda; Insecta; Diptera; Syrphidae
Exons: 4
Coding region: 99-632 (177 amino acids)
Source: RefSeq, a predicted model, not a curated record